This is a messenger RNA of Lasiosphaeria miniovina, 606 nucleotides long. Its product is annotated as tyrosine phosphatase-like protein. NCBI's taxonomy places the organism in Eukaryota, Fungi, Ascomycota, Sordariomycetes, Sordariales, Lasiosphaeriaceae. The transcript has 3 exons. Gene Ontology annotation, biological process: fatty acid elongation; sphingolipid biosynthetic process; very long-chain fatty acid biosynthetic process. The annotation marks the transcript as partial. Gene Ontology annotation, molecular function: 3-hydroxyacyl-CoA dehydratase activity. Gene Ontology annotation, cellular component: endoplasmic reticulum membrane. The record is from RefSeq and is a predicted model, not a curated record.
GGCUCCGUGGUGAAAAAGGCCUACCUGAUCGCGUACAACGCCGCGUCGGCCGUGGCCUGGGCGGCGGUCCUGGGGCGCGUCGCCGUGGUGCUGGCAUGGAGGGGUGCGCCGUUUGUGCCGCUGGUCGUCGACAACUUUGCGCGCAUCACGCAGACGUUUGCCGUCAUGGAGAUCUUGCACGCUAUUACCGGCGUCGUCCCCGCGCAGAUCUUCACGACGCUGCUGCAGGUGGCCAGCCGGCUGAUCCUGGUGUGGGGCAUCGCGCUGCCGUUCCCCGAGCUGAGCACGAGCCCGUGGUACUCGUCGAUGCUGCUGGCGUGGAGCACGACCGAGGUGGUGCGGUACUCGUACUUUGUCUUCAAACAGGUCGACGCGGUGCCGUCAUGGCUUAACUGGAUGCGCUACAGCGGCUUCCUCGUGCUCUACCCCGUCGGCAUCAGCAGUGAGGUAGCCAUGAUGCUCAAGGCCGUCGCGGGCCCCGCUGCGAGCCUGUCCGAGUGGUAUCCCCUGGCGCUGGUCGCCGUCCUGUUGGCGUACAUCCCAUCAUCUUUUGUUCUUUACACUCACAUGCUGAAGCAGCGCCGGAAGAACGUAGGGGGUGGCGCA